GGUUCUUUAGGUCAUCGUCUCUGGGCUGCGGCUGCUGCAGAGUGCUGUGUAGCCUCGGUGGAAGGCUGCAUUGCGAUGUCUUGCCAGAUCAGCGUCCUAGUGAUCGGAGCUGGGAAUCGGGGGCAAAAUUAUGCUUCUUACGCUUUACAUUACCCUGCCCGCAUGAAGGUGAUCGGUGUGGCCGACCCUCGGGCGUUUGCGAGAAAGGCCCUCCAGGAAGCUCACAAGAUUGACAAAGAUAAUGUGUUUGACGACUGGCGACCGGCAGCGGAACGAGAGAAGUUUGCCGACGCUGUCAUUAUCGCAACCCCAGAUCGGCUCCAUAAGGCACCAGCGGUGGCUUUUGCGCAAAAGGGGUACCACAUCUUAUUGGAGAAGCCCAUGGCGGUAACCCCCGACGACUGUAAAGAAAUAGUCCGGGCAUCUAAAGCCAGCAACAUCAUCCUGGCCGUGUGUCACGUCCUGCGCUACUAUCCGGUUGCGCUGAAGAUCAAGGAGGUGCUGGACAGUAAGCUGAUCGGAGACAUCUGCCAUAUUCAGCAUCUGGAGCCUGUUGGAUUCUGGCAUUUCGCCCACUCUUUCGUCCGCGGGAACUGGAGGAACGAAGGGGAAAGUUCCUUCUCCUUGCUGGCCAAAUCGUGCCAUGACGUUGACCUCAUUAAUUUCUGGAUGGGGGGCAAAAGAUGCUUGAAAAUCUCCUCGUUUGGCAGUCUCUCUCAUUUCACAAAAGAGCACAAGCCCGAGGGAGCUGCUAGCCGGUGCCUAGACUGUUCGAUUGAGCAAACAUGUCCCUAUUCAGCCAGGAAAAUCUACUUAAAACUGGGAGAGGAGGGCUAUUUCCGCUGGCCGGUGUCCGUGGUGUGCAGUAAUGGUCAGUCUGAUAUAGAAUCACUGACUAAAGCGUUGAAGGAUGGCCCUUAUGGAAGGUGCGUUUACGACUGUGACAAUGAUGUGGUUAGUAACCAGGUUGUCAACAUGGAGUUUGAAGGAGGAGCAACAGCAGCUUUCACGAUGAUUGCAUUUACAGAGAAGCUGGGUGUGAGGAAAACCACCAUCUACGGAACAAAAGGGGAACUCAACUGUGAAGGCUCUGGACCUGUGGAAGUCUUUGAUUUUCUCCAACAAAAGAAAAUCAUCUUUUCUCCAGAGACGGUGCCCUGCGUACCAGAGUCCUUAGGAGCGCAUAAUGGUGCCGACUAUUACCUGAUACAGAGUUUCGUUUCGGCCGUAGCUGAGAACAAUCCUUUCCUAAUCCAGACAGGUGCCGAAGAGACUCUGAAUUCUCACCUCCUUGUCUUCGAGGCUGAGCGGUCCAGGAGAGAAAAACGGGUUGUGUUUCUUGAAACAUAAAUACAAGCUUUUGGACACCUUCAUCACCCAUGGCAAUGGUUGUGAUCAAAGGCAGAGGCGGCUCCAGUCCCAGGACAACCCCAGAAGAUUGCCAGUGCUAACAGUGGCCGAGGGCUCCCCAUAUACCCUUUCACAAAAACAUGGCCUUCUAGACCUUGCCGAAUAACUGCCAGCGUUUUCUAUGCAGGCUAAAGCAGAUGGGCAAGUAUGGGGUUCCUGGGUCAUCUCCAGAGUGACCCCCCAUUUGCCUCUGAAGAAGGAAAUGGUUAAACUCCUUGUGAGCUGCAAGGCAUUAUGGGACUGGUAGUUUUUUGCAAGGCACCCUUUGCAGAACCUAAUGGGCAGAGACUACCAGUACCCAAAUGCCUUGCAGUACAUCUCCAGAUGUUUUUAGUUUACAGAGGCCCAUGUGUAAGUGAUGAAAAACUUCUCCGUGGACUUAAGAUUGUCUGGGCGACGACUCCCAGAAUUCUACCUGGGAACAUUCCAGGCCAGUUCCGUGGGUUUUGGGACCAAAACAAACAAACACAAGCCCUGAAGCCCCAAGCCUGUGGAUGCAAACUGCAAAGCAGCCACUUCCAGAGGGCCAAGAAUGGCCUGUUCUGUGCUAAUAAGUGGCAAGAUUGUAUAUUUUGCUAUCGACAUCUAAAGCCCUGAAUGGUUUGAGACCUCAUGAUCUGGUGCUGUGCCUCUCCCAUCAUGUGCUCAAGGUGGCCACCCUGGGAAAAGGAUAAGAAAAC
Molecule: messenger RNA, 2090 nt
Organism: Pogona vitticeps (central bearded dragon)
Lineage: Eukaryota; Metazoa; Chordata; Lepidosauria; Squamata; Agamidae
Source: RefSeq, a predicted model, not a curated record